Maniola jurtina (meadow brown) is the source of this 369-nucleotide messenger RNA. RefSeq lists its product as uncharacterized. The record is from RefSeq and is a predicted model, not a curated record. NCBI's taxonomy places the organism in Eukaryota, Metazoa, Arthropoda, Insecta, Lepidoptera, Nymphalidae. The transcript is spliced from 2 exons. Bases 64 to 360 code for a protein of 98 amino acids.
ACGGACAUGUUCCAGUUUAUUUUUCACAACAUUUCAUAGCAAAAUAAAUGAUGUUAUAAGAAUAUGAAGUUUAGUGAAAUGGAUCUACUGAACUUUUGUGUUUAUAUUAUGAUUAGUUUUGUAUUUAAUUUAGUGUCAUCGAAUGUAUUGGAAUCUGAACAGUCUUCAUUCCUCGGCCUAUCGCAGCCUGUGUCUCUGAGCAGCAGUACGGUGGAACUGGUCGCGCAGCUCGAGGCGGCAGUGCGGCAACACGCGCGCGGCGACCGACGCGUCAGGCGAUACUUCAAGUCGUACGACACGCCCUUCGCGGGCCGCAGCCGCAGGGCCAACCGCGGGGACUCUAUCUAUGACGACUAUUAAAUUAUUGCU